CGCUAAUGAAAUCAAUUUUUUGAGCGCGCAACUGUUAUGAGUUAUAUAUUCGGUUUAAUAAUAAUAAUGAAUUUUAAAGUCCGAAAAGGAACUUCUAUGGAGUCUGUAAUAUCAGUAAAUUACUAACUAUUCCUGAAUAUUUCAUUUUCCCUUAAAUGUAACAAUUUUAUCAUGCACAAAUUUUUCGUUGCUAUGGUAACGAUGCUUGUAACCGAUCGAGGACUGAAUAAUCAGUGAAGGGGAAACGAUGUCAAAAUUUUGCCCAAACCGGCUUAGAGAUAGUUAUGGUUAUUCUAAAUUUCGUAGACGAUUGUAUGAUGUAUCAUAGAAAAUCAUCAUGUCUAGUCAAAAUUUAAAAGUGAAAGGCAAACUUGUAACUCGGUCGUCAAAAAGUCGCAUUAGUCAUCUGAAAAACAAUGAUUAUGUGCAUCAGAAUGGAAAUAUGAUGAAUUUUCCUGAAGCUAAAUGGAUUCAGAUUUUUGUCAACGGAGACGAACAUUUUUCUGGUUAUAGAUGCCUUGUAAAUACUAAGUACUAUCGUAAUUUUGAAAUGUUCUUGAACUAUCUAACAGAACGUCUCCAACCUAGUUUUGGUGCUGUUCGAAAUAUUUACACGCCUGUGAAUGGACAUUCAAUUCUCAGCUUAGAUGAUCUGGUUCCUAAACAAAAGUAUGUUGUUGCUGGUAAUGAACGAUUCAAAAAAUUAGAAUCCGGGUAUAUUGAUUUUGGAGGGAAAAAAACUAAAAGAACUGGAGUAAAACCCAAAAACAAAUCCAAGGUAUCAAAAGCCAAAUCAUUGUGCCAUACCACUUUAUCCAUCAAUUUAUACCUGAAUGGUAAUUUCAAAAUGCAGGCGAAUAAAGUGAGUUUUUCUGUGCAAGACCUUGAAACCUGGGAUUCUGUAUAUAAGAAAAUUAGCAAUGAUAUGAACUGUAAUUCUGUGAAGAGAAUCUGUUUAUUAAAUGGGAAGCCAGUAAGAUCACUUGAAGAACUAACAAAUAGUCAGUCAUAUGUUGUGAUAUGCAAGCAUGAAGUUUUUAAAUUUGGUACUUAUGGUAACAACCCACAAAAAAAGCCUCGCUCAUCUUCACGAGAAAAAUAUCGUUUCCACAGAAAGCCUCAAAGAGCUUCAUCUGUUUUUACGACAAGAUCAUCUGCUCAAUCUUUGAAACUGAACUCUUCCUUAUCUAGUUCUAGAAGUAACACACAUACACCAGCUGUACACUCUGCAGUUGUUAGGCAAGAAAAUGAGAGUCCUAGCAAUAAGAAUAGCAUUAAGGAUGAGUAUCCAUGUUUUACUCCUGUUCAAAAGGAUAUAAUCCAAGAUCAGUCUUUUAAAGAAAAUUUUAUGGACAAAUUGAGCCUAGAUUUUGACAUUGAUUACAGUGGAGUGUUUCGUUCAAAGGAAAAAAAUGAUUUAACUCAUGGAGCUGUGGAGGUGGAAGACAGUCCGGAAACACUUGUUGAUUUGCCUGUUGAUUUACUGGAUGCUGAAGAAGUUGAGGUAAUGUAAUUUUUAUUCUUGGAUACUUC
Messenger RNA from Stegodyphus dumicola, 1533 nucleotides. Its product is annotated as doublecortin domain-containing protein 2-like. Gene Ontology annotation, biological process: intracellular signal transduction. NCBI's taxonomy places the organism in Eukaryota, Metazoa, Arthropoda, Arachnida, Araneae, Eresidae. The record is from RefSeq and is a predicted model, not a curated record. Gene Ontology annotation, cellular component: microtubule organizing center; microtubule.